CUCUCUCUCUCUCUCCUCUCGCAACUACGAUAUUCUCGAAAAUGCCUCACGUCGAUCAGGUUCUCCUCCCCCUCAUGUUUCAAGUCCUUGCGCGCCGUCUGACAAGAGCCGAAAUGGCCAACAUCCGUGCUGGAAACAGCUUCCGAUUCUCCCGUCGCCGCGUCAAGCGCUGGACUGACGGUCGCCGCUGGGGCCGUGGGUACAGGUUGGCAUCCGGCUCGUUUGUUUACAAGGAGAUCGACGAACACGGCUCAAUUUUGAGGAACGGUCUGACCAAGGUUGUUGGCGAAGACGACGACGACACGAGCGUCCGGACUGUGACUUACUCCAACACCGACAACAACGCCGCUGAGCUGAACAACUUCGUCGCACCCCCCGAUUUGUUUGCUCCCCUUCUGAACGCCCACGCACGUGCUAAUGAUGAAAUGCUGCUGCCGCUGAUUCAUCGUCUGAUUGACCUCCUGAACGUCAACGUUGCCGACAACAUCAAUCCCGCACCGCCCCCGAUUGCUGAGGCCCCCGCGAUUGUGGGUGCUGAUGUGCCGUUCGACCUCGAUUCUCUCCUGCUCCCGCCUUUUCUUAACGACCUUGUCGAUGACGAGCCCAAGUUUGCCGAUCUUUUCAUCGACAAUGUCAACUUUGAUGCUCCUGUCCAGCCCGCUGACUCGCCGAUGGCGGCUGGUCUUCGCUUUAUGCUGGAUUCGCCCGUAUUCCAGUGAUGCGACGCACGCAACGAGCCUGGUGCUUUUCGUUUUCGGCGACGCGGAGACC
Messenger RNA from Capsaspora owczarzaki ATCC 30864, 771 nucleotides. RefSeq lists its product as hypothetical. NCBI's taxonomy places the organism in Eukaryota, Filasterea, Ministeriida, Capsasporidae. The record is from RefSeq and is a predicted model, not a curated record. The coding region runs from base 42 to 719 and encodes 225 amino acids. The transcript has a single exon.